GCCGCCCCCGGCGCGGCUCGGAGCAUCCUCCCUCCGCCCAGUUCGGUGCCAGCUGCGUGGGCUCCAGCUCUGGCGUUUUCCUUGGAAUGCUCCACAACUCGGCGGCGACGGAGGAAACCCCGCUGCAAUCGGCCGGGCGUGCUGUCCCCGGCGGAGCACCCGCGCCACGCGUCCUGGGACCGGCCUCGCCUCGGCCCGGAGCCUGCCAACUUUGCAGAGACAAGGAAGUAGCAUGGCAUGAAACAUGGCUCAGUUCUAUUACAAAAGGAAUGUGAAUGCCCCCUACAGAGAUCGCAUCCCUCUAAGGAUAGUCCGAGCAGAAUCGGAACUCUCUCCAUCAGAAAAAGCCUACUUAAAUGCGGUGGAAAAGGGAGAUUAUGCAAGUGUCAAGAAAUCUCUGGAGGAAGCUGAAAUUUAUUUUAAAAUCAACAUUAAUUGCAUUGAUCCUCUUGGAAGAACUGCUCUCCUCAUUGCAAUUGAAAAUGAGAACUUGGAGCUCAUUGAACUGCUUUUAAGCUUCAAUGUCUACGUUGGAGAUGCUCUGUUGCAUGCUAUCAGGAAAGAAGUCGUCGGAGCUGUUGAACUGUUACUGAACCACAAAAAGCCCAGUGGAGAAAAACAGGUGCCUCCCAUACUCCUUGAUAAGCAGUUUUCUGAAUUCACUCCAGACAUUACACCAAUCAUUUUGGCAGCCCAUACAAAUAAUUACGAGAUAAUAAAGCUUUUAGUUCAGAAAGGAGUCUCUGUGCCCAGACCCCAUGAGGUCCGCUGUAACUGUGUGGAAUGCGUGUCCAGCUCGGACGUGGACAGCCUCCGCCACUCACGCUCCAGACUCAACAUCUACAAGGCCUUGGCCAGCCCCUCGCUCAUUGCACUAUCAAGUGAAGACCCUUUUCUCACAGCCUUUCAGCUAAGUUGGGAGCUUCAGGAACUGAGUAAAGUAGAAAACGAAUUCAAGUCGGAAUAUGAGGAGCUGUCCCGACAGUGCAAACAGUUUGCUAAGGACCUACUGGAUCAGACAAGGAGUUCCAGAGAACUGGAAAUCAUUCUCAAUUACAGAGAUGACAGUAGUCUCAUAGAAGAACAAAGUGGAAAUGAUCUCGCAAGACUCAAAUUGGCCAUAAAGUACCGUCAAAAAGAGUUUGUUGCUCAACCCAAUUGUCAACAACUGCUUGCGUCUCGCUGGUACGAUGAGUUCCCAGGCUGGAGGAGACGACACUGGGCGGUGAAGAUGGUGACAUGUUUCAUAAUAGGACUUCUUUUUCCCGUCUUCUCUGUGUGCUACCUUAUAGCUCCUAAAAGCCCACUGGGACUGUUCAUCAGAAAGCCAUUUAUCAAGUUCAUCUGCCAUACAGCGUCCUAUUUGACUUUUUUGUUCCUGCUGCUGCUUGCCUCUCAGCACAUCGACAGGUCAGACUUGAACAGGCAAGGUCCACCACCAACCAUCGUCGAGUGGAUGAUAUUACCGUGGGUCCUGGGUUUUAUAUGGGGAGAAAUUAAGCAAAUGUGGGAUGGUGGACUUCAAGAUUACAUCCAUGAUUGGUGGAAUCUAAUGGAUUUUGUGAUGAAUUCCUUAUAUUUGGCAACAAUCUCUUUGAAAAUUGUUGCGUUUGUAAAGUACAGCGCACUUAAUCCACGGGAAUCUUGGGACAUGUGGCAUCCCACGCUGGUGGCUGAAGCUUUAUUCGCCAUCGCAAACAUCUUCAGUUCCUUGCGCCUGAUCUCGCUGUUUACGGCAAAUUCUCACCUGGGGCCUCUGCAAAUAUCUCUGGGAAGAAUGCUCCUAGACAUUUUGAAGUUUCUAUUCAUAUACUGCCUAGUGUUGCUAGCGUUUGCAAAUGGCCUAAAUCAAUUGUAUUUCUAUUACGAAGAAACAAAAGGGUUAAGCUGUAAAGGCAUACGAUGUGAAAAGCAGAAUAAUGCAUUUUCAACGUUGUUUGAGACACUCCAGUCCCUGUUUUGGUCAAUUUUUGGGCUGAUCAAUUUAUAUGUGACCAAUGUCAAAGCACAGCAUGAAUUCACAGAGUUUGUUGGUGCCACCAUGUUUGGGACGUACAAUGUCAUCUCUCUGGUUGUCCUACUCAACAUGUUAAUAGCUAUGAUGAAUAAUUCUUACCAACUCAUUGCAGACCAUGCGGAUAUAGAAUGGAAAUUUGCUCGAACAAAGCUUUGGAUGAGUUAUUUCGAAGAAGGAGGUACUCUACCAACACCUUUCAAUGUCAUCCCGAGCCCCAAGUCUCUCUGGUACCUAAUCAAAUGGAUCUGGACACACUUGUGCAAGAAAAAGAUGAGAAGAAAGCCUGAAAGUUUUGGAACAAUAGGGGUAAGAACACAGCAUAGGCGGGCUGCUGAUAAUUUGAGGAGACAUCACCAAUAUCAAGAGGUCAUGAGGAACCUGGUGAAGCGAUACGUUGCUGCAAUGAUCAGAGAUGCCAAAACUGAAGAAGGUUUGACAGAAGAGAACUUUAAGGAACUAAAGCAAGACAUUUCCAGUUUCCGCUUUGAAGUCCUGGGUUUACUACGAGGAAGCAAAUUCUCGACGGUACAGUCAGCUCAGGCUUCGAAGGAGCCCUCCAAUUCCGCCGACUCCGAUGAAAAGAGUGAUAAUGAAGGUAGUAGCAAGGACAAGAGAAAGAACUUCAGCCUGUUUGAUUUAACCACUCUGAUUCACCCCCGAUCAGCAGCAAUUGCCUCCGAAAGACACAACAUCAGCAAUGGCUCUGCCCUGGUGGUGCAAGAGCCCCCCAGGGAGAAGCAGAGAAAAGUGAAUUUUGUGACCGAUAUAAAAAAUUUUGGGUUGUUUCAUAGACGAUCAAAACAAAACGCUGCUGAGCAAAAUGCAAACCAAAUCUUUUCUGUUUCAGAAGAAGUUACUCGUCAACAGGCCGAAAGACCACUGGAGAGAAAUAUUCAACUGGAAUCCCGAGGAUUGGCUUCACGGGGUGACUUGAACAUCCCUGGUCUCAGUGAACAAUGUAUAUUAGUGGACCAUCGAGAAAGGAAUACGGACUGCCUGGGUUUACAGGUGGGCAAGAGAGUGUGUUCCUUCAAGUCAGAGAAGGUGGUGGUGGAGGACACUGUUCCCAUAAUACCAAAGGAGAAGCAUGCAAAGGAAGAGGACUCUAGUAUAGACUAUGAUGUGAACCUCACAGACACAGUCACCCAUGAAGAUUAUGUGACCACAAGACUGUGAUACUUGAAGGCAGAAGCAUGGGUUAUAUGUAUACAUAUUUGCCAUAGUGCUCUGGGUAGGGGGAGAUGUUUGAAGUAAACUAGCAAACGCUAACUUCCACUUUAUAGCAUUUAUCAACUGUGGCAUAUUAACGUGUAACAUGUUUAAAUAAGGCAAAGGCUAUCAAAAACCCUGGUUUUGUAGCCAGCUUUUGCUUUCACAAUUUGUUUUACCAUUUUUUGUUGUUGUUGUUGAUAAAUAAACCUUGUAUUCUUGUACUGUUGCAAUAAUCCACAGGAAGUUUUUAGCUCUCUUUCUCAACUAAAACAAAUGCAACUUAUUUCAUGUGGUAGUGGACUCCUAUCAUAGAUACUUUUAUGUGCAAAAAAAUGAUGGAGCUGAGAUAUUAGAGCUUUUCAUAAUUUUUUAAGCUCUCUAGAGAUGGUUCCUCAUCAAGGGCUUUUCGGUAGCCCUACAGUUUGGCUUUAAUACACAAUAUUCCCAAAUUAUUUCUUCACAUAUAAAAUAAUUACAAAUUAAAGCAAGCAAGCCUUCUUCUCAUGGAGUCAUGAUCAAACUCCCUCUCAAAAUGAAAGUCAAAUGCACUUGGAGUUUUAGGUUGCCCAGUUUUUCCUUUCAGUAAGUAAAAUAAAUGUCUGUCUUAAUAAAUAUUGAUGAUUGAUUAUUUUUAAUGAGAUUUGGUCAUGACAAAAGUUUUAUUUAAGUUUUUUUUAAUGACCUUUUUUACGUUCAAAUGCUGGUCAGUACAAAUACCAGGCUUGGUGAAUAACAGAAUUUCAAAAUGUGGCAAACGUUCUCAGCACUAGAAAAGAAUAACAAUGAAUUAGAAUAGUUAAUGCACCUCCAAUGAAGCCAGAUGAUUGCAUUCUCAUAAUAUCCAGAUGAAAAUAAAUUCAUCCUAAAGCCUAAAUCUAAGCAAAGUUAUUUUCAAUCAGUGUGACAUUGUUGCCAAUUCAAAAUAAGUACAAACACCUAAUAGUUUCCUCAUCUUCUGCCCAGUGACUGGUACAUAUUUUAUUUAUUUAUUUAUUUAUUUUUAUUUAUGAUAGUCACAGAGAGAGAGAGAGAGAGGCAGAGACAUAGGCAGAGGGAGAAGCAGGCUCCAUGCACCGGGACCCCGACGUGGGA
Canis lupus familiaris (dog) is the source of this 4321-nucleotide messenger RNA. RefSeq names its product transient receptor potential cation channel subfamily C member 4 (gene TRPC4). The record is from RefSeq and is a predicted model, not a curated record. Gene Ontology annotation, cellular component: cation channel complex; membrane. Gene Ontology annotation, molecular function: store-operated calcium channel activity; inositol 1,4,5 trisphosphate binding; protein binding. The transcript has 11 exons. Gene Ontology annotation, biological process: calcium ion transmembrane transport; regulation of cytosolic calcium ion concentration; manganese ion transport. NCBI's taxonomy places the organism in Eukaryota, Metazoa, Chordata, Mammalia, Carnivora, Canidae. The coding region runs from base 245 to 3193 and encodes 982 amino acids.